AUAGGAAAGGUGAUAAUUAAGGGAAAGGUAUUUCCAAUGCCUGCGAGGGUCACGGGCUCCUGGUUCCACCUGUAGCUCCCACGACAAGUGAAACUUUUGGAUACUGCAUCAUUUUGUUGGUAAAUAAAAUACAGGAAUCUACCAUAGCUGUGGGGACUACUACAACAGCAGAGCCGUUUGAAGACAAGGGUGUGCAAAACGAGUUCUAUUUGAAGCUGUUGGAUUUGGUGGGUAGGCAGGGGUACUAAAUUUGUUUUGGGUCCACUUACCAAUCUCAAAUCUAUUCAUCUCUCUGCAAAUCCUGAUUCCGAUCGCAAGGGCAACAUGAUCUCACAGUUCUUCGUGCUCUCACAGAGGGGAGACAACAUUGUCUUCCGAGAUUAUCGUGGGGAGGUACCUAAGGGAAGCGCAGAAAUAUUUUUUCGCAAAGUGAAGUUCUGGAAAGGCGAUGAUGGAGAGGAGGCACCACCAAUUUUCAAUGUAGAUGGCGUGAACUAUUUACAUGUAAAAGUUGCGGGACUGUUAUUUGUUGCAACUACAAGAGUAAAUGUGUCACCUGCACUUGUGUUGGAGCUUCUGCAGCGGAUAGCACGUGUUAUAAAAGAUUAUCUUGGAAUUCUAAAUGAAGAUUCACUUCGGAAAAAUUUUGUCCUUGUUUAUGAAUUACUUGAUGAAGUGAUUGAUUUUGGCUAUCCACAGACUACUUCAACCGAAGUAUUGAAGUCCUUUAUCUUUAAUGAGCCAAUUGUAGUAGAUGCUGGACGUUUGCCAUCACUUGGUCCUGCUUCUUUGUUCAUGCUUUCACCAUUGGGCUUUGAGAUUAUACAGCAAGGAUCAAAGCGAAUGCCAGGAACAGCUGUUACAAAAUCAGUUGUGGCCAAUGAGGCUGGAGGCAGAAAACGAGAGGAAGUUUUUGUUGACAUCAUUGAAAAAAUAAGUGUAACUUUUAGUUCUAGUGGGUAUAUUCUGACAUCUGAGAUUGAUGGGACCAUUCAAAUGAAAAGCUAUUUGACAGGCAACCCUGAAAUUCGACUAGCCUUGAAUGAGGACCUGAGCAUUGGGAGAAGUGGCCAUUCCAGCUAUGAUUACAGCAGCUCAGCUGGGGCAGGAAUGGUAGUGUUAGAUGACUGCAAUUUCCAUGAAUCAGUUCGGCUAGACAACUUUGAUUUGGACCGAACAUUAACCCUGGUGCCCCCAGAUGGAGAAUUUCCUGUUAUGAACUAUCGUAUGACUCAAGAGUUUAAGCCCCCAUUUCGUGUGAAUUCUUUGAUUGAAGAAGCUGGUGCAUUCAAGGCAGAGGUUAUGCUGAAAGUGCGUGCUGACUUUUCCAAUACGAUUACUGCCAACACUGUUGCAUUGCACAUGCCUCUUCCAAAGUACACAACAAGGGUUAGCUUUGAGUUGGAGCCAGGAGCAACAGGGCAAACUACAGAUUUCAAGGAAGGAAAUAAGAUGCUAGAAUGGGGCCUGAGAAAGAUUGUUGGUGGUGCCGAACAUACAUUACGGGCAAAGCUUACAUUUUCACAGGAUACUAACAUGAAUAUAACGAAGGAGUCAGGUCCUGUCAGUAUGACUUUCACUAUACCAAUGUACAGUGCCUCAAGGCUACAGGUGCGAUACUUGCAAAUAGUUAAAAAAUCCAGAACUUACAAUCCUUACCGUUGGGUGCGAUAUGUGACUCAUGCUAAUUCAUAUGUCAUCAGAAUAUGAACAAUUAGAAAAUCGAAGAUUUGUUUUACUUGUUUAGUUUAAUGCAUUGGGAUUCGUGCUGCAUUUGUUAGGAUUUAGAAAAUUUCAUCACACUUAAAGUGCUGUAUUAUAUAUAUAAUAUUUAUGGUACUACUUAUGUGGUGACUUGCUUGGGGAGACACCCUUCAAUUUUUGUCCAUGAAGAUCUCUCUCAGGCAAGAGGUGGAGGAAGUGGUUUUGAUUGAAGGUGAGGAGAAAUAAAAAGGUUAUGUUACUAUAGAAAGGUAGUCAUUAGAAACUGUAUUUGUUGAUUUUUCUUUGUCAUUUCCUUGUAAACUGGUUGCCAUCUGUUUACUUUGCAAUUGCCAUCAUCAAAACAUUCCACAGAUGAAAUAAAUCUUCUGUUCUCUGCAUAUAAUUGAUCUCAGAAAGUGCAAGUGUGUCACUAGACUCUGUCAAACAGAAGUGACCAUUAUUCACCAUUUAUAUCCCUUUAUGCUGAAAAAGUGAUUUUCUUU
Messenger RNA from Cryptomeria japonica (Japanese cedar), 2207 nucleotides. Its product is annotated as AP-4 complex subunit mu. Bases 325 to 1710 code for a protein of 461 amino acids. The transcript is spliced from 13 exons. Lineage: Eukaryota; Viridiplantae; Streptophyta; Pinopsida; Cupressales; Cupressaceae. Gene Ontology annotation, biological process: Golgi to lysosome transport; protein targeting. Gene Ontology annotation, cellular component: trans-Golgi network; clathrin adaptor complex; cytoplasmic vesicle. The record is from RefSeq and is a predicted model, not a curated record.